Molecule: messenger RNA, 2377 nt
Organism: Nymphaea colorata (pocket water lily)
Lineage: Eukaryota; Viridiplantae; Streptophyta; Magnoliopsida; Nymphaeales; Nymphaeaceae
Product: probable hexosyltransferase MUCI70
Exons: 9
Coding region: 383-2086 (567 amino acids)
Source: RefSeq, a predicted model, not a curated record
UUUUGCGGAGAACUUCAAAUCUCACGGUCAGGGUUCGAAUUCUAGUCCAUUGAGGGACCCACGAAAUGACGACGUGUCUUUUAUGAAUGGCUUCCGGACUCGAUUAAAAUAUGAGAUAAUCGAUCCUGUACGGCCUGCUAGACGUGAUUUUGGUUGCAGGGCGGGACCUGAAAAGUUGUGCGAGGAAAACGCAUGAAGAUUCUCCACUAGCGAAGGAGAGAGCCUUCCUGGGAAGUGCUUCAAGAUCUCCAAAUUUGCAGAUCCAUAUGCCGUUUACACGAUGUCGUUCCUAUACUGACCAUCCCUCUCGUCUCUCGGGUGAUCCAAAUUGGCGCCCAAGAAGAACGAUUUGAUCUCGUCUGUCUUGGCCUCGUAGUCGUCCAUGGAUAGAAUUGCAGUUCCGGGUUUGCUUCGGCGGUUCGACGACCACUAUAGGUAUCGGCGACAGAGGAGAGUUGGACGUGCCAGUAAGGGUGGCCAAUGCUCGGUCUGGAUCACUUUGAUGGUGGUUUUCUUUCUGCUGUAUGCGUCUUUCGUGGGUCCGAAGUUUUGGUUCCGCAGUCAAUCAAGUACUGGUCCAACCAAGGAUGACCUUUGGCUGAAAAGAGCUGUUGAGUCCUUUUACUUCAAUUCAGGGGAGAUGGACUAUUCACUGUCAGGAAAUAUCCAAAAAUCCAUCACAGAUACUGGUCAAGAUUCAGAUUCCAUAGAUACAGCUGCAAGGGGUGAGCUGCAGAAAUCAGCAAUGAUCCUGGUCCAGAAUGAAGGAGCUGCGAAUGAACAUAAAGACAAUGCUAAUAUCAUUGAACAUGGAUCUUACAUUAUGCAAAAGUUUCCAAGUUUUGGUUCUCAGGUUGAGCAUGUUCCCGAUAGAGUUUUGGAGGAACAAAAUGACCUCAAUAAGAGUCCUUUAGAAGAGAGCUUAAGGAAUAUGGUGAAUCAAGCAUCUGGAUUGAAAGUAAAUAUAAGUGAGAACACCUCUGGUGGUGGGAGUCUGGGGCAUCCUAAAGUCAAACGCCAUAGGAAUAAAUAUUUUCCAUGUAACAUUGGGUUUCUAGAUUCAACUGACAGUAUAGUUGAACCCAGAGACUUCCAAAAUUUCACUCAUUUUUCUCUUGAGUAUGUUGUGAAAGAGGAAAAUCUGUAUGGUAAUGAACCUAAAUUUGGUGGCCACCAGAGCCUCGAGGAAAGAGAGAAUACAUUUUUUGCUAGAGAUCAAACGCUUCACUGUGGAUUCGUAAAAGGUCCUGAAGAAUCACCAAGCACUGGGUUUGAUAUAGAUGAGAAAGAUAAGGAGUACAUGAAUUCCUGUCAGAUUGUUGUAUCGUCUUGCAUUUUUGGAAACUUUGAUUUCUUAAGGCAGCCAGCAAGCAAAAAGAUUACAAAGCGGUCAAGGGAGAAUGUUUGCUUUGUUAUGUUUGUGGAUGAGUUAACAAUGAAAAGAUUGUAUGUGGAGGAACUUGCUGUGGAUGAAAGAGGAUAUAUUGGCUUAUGGAAAAUUGUUAUUGUAAAGAACUUGCCAUACACAGAUUUACGCAAGGCAGGAAAAGUUCCAAAGUUCUUGUCACACCGGCUUUUCCCAGCAUCUAGGUAUUCAAUAUGGAUUGAUAGCAAACUGCGGCUUCAUGCUGAUCCACUGUUAAUCCUUGAACAUUUUUUGUGGCGAAAAGGAGCAGAAUAUGCUAUUUCAAACCAUUAUGAUAGACAUUGUGUCUGGGAAGAGGUGCUUCAAAACAAAAGAUUGAACAAGUACAAUCACAGGGCCAUUGAUGAGCAAUUUCUUUUUUAUCAGUUUGAUGGUCUCAGGAAAUUUAAUGAAUCAAAUGAAAAUAAUGUUCUUCCAAGCUAUGUUCCAGAAGGAUCUUUCAUUGUUCGUGCUCACACACCAAUGUCAAAUCUAUUUUCAUGCCUUUGGUUUAAUGAAGUGAAUCGUUUCACCUCACGUGACCAGCUGAGCUUUGCCUAUGCUUACUUGAAGCUUCGCAGAAUGAACCCAGAGAAAGCUUUCUUCUUGAACAUGUUUAAGGAUUGUGAAAGGAGGACAAUGACAAAGCUUUUUCGCCACAGAGCAGAAAUCAUGCCUUAGCCUACUCUUGCUUGACUGCUUUGUUAUAUCUCAAAGUUUAUUUUUGGCAAUUAUUCAAGUUUCUAGGGAGAACUUGUGAGACUAUCAUUCAGAUAAUUUGGUUCUUGCACCUUACUGAUAGCAUAAAAUUGCUUUGAAAUGGACAAUUUAUAGUUUCUGUAGGGUCUUCUUUUCCCUUAUAGAUGAUUUUUGCAGCAUUUUUAUCAGUCAUGUACACUCCCCUGCACAUUUCUUUAAUAAUGCUGCUGGUCAUUUAGAAGAAAACCAAAGAUGCAGAUGAUCAGUUUUGCA